AUGAAAGAUUGGAAGUCAAAGAUGGAAAUUUCUGAAGAAAAAGAUUCAGCAAGGGCUGUAUCAGAAAGACUUCAAAGACAGAUCUCCCAGGAAUGUGGGUUAGUUGAAACCAGUGAUCCUGAGGACAGGUUACUGAGGUACUGGGCAAGCCCCUUAGAGGAUGCAGUGGGACAUCCCCCUUCCCAAGAGAGAGGUAUCAGGGAAGUGAAUCUGAUCCCCAAGAAAGCAGGAGAGAGAGGCCAUGGACAUAAGGAAAGAAAAAUACUUUCUGCAGGAGAAACAUCCCACAGAUAUGAAGUCUGUGACCAGAGCUUCAAACAGAAGUCAGAAGUAAUUGAACAUCAGAAAAUUGAUAAUAUAAAGAAAACUUAUGCAUGUAAGGAAUGUGGAAAAACUUUCAAUCGGAGCUCAAACCUGAUUAUACAUCAGAGAAUUCAUACAGGAAAGAAACCAUAUGUGUGUUGUGAAUGUGGAAAAGACUUUAAUCAAAGUUCAAAUCUUAUUAUACAUCAGAGAAUUCAUACAGGAAAGAAACCUUAUAUAUGUCAUGAAUGUGGAAAAGACUUCAAUCAGAGCUCUAACCUGAUUCGACAUAAGAGAAUUCAUAACAAUGAGAAUCCCUAUGAAUGUAAAGAGUGUGGAAAGGCCUUCAAGGGAAGCUCAAACCUUGUCCUGCACCAGAGAAUUCACAGUGGAGGGAAGCCCUAUGUAUGUAAUGAAUGUGGGAAGGCCUUCAAUCAGAGCUCAGAUCUUAUUAUCCAUCACAGAAUUCACACUGGAGAGAAACCCUAUGAAUGUUAUGAGUGUGGACAAACCUUCAGUCAAAGUUCACACCUUGUCACACAUCAGAGAAUUCAUACUGGAGAGAAACCCUUCAAGUGCAACAACUGUGAAAUGGCCUUCAGGCAGCGUUCACACCUCACUGAACAUCAGAGACUUCACAGCGGAGAGAGACCCCAUGAAUGUCACGAAUGUGGGAAAUCCUUCAGUGGGCGCACAGCCUUUCUUAAACAUCAGAGACUACAUACUGGAAAGGAACUUGAAUGUGAAAAAGCCUGCACUUCUGACUUAGAUCUUAUCCAACAACAGAGAAUUCACAGGGAAGAAAAACCUUAUGAAUGUACUGAGUGUGGAAAAACUUUCCGGGGAAGUUCAGAUCUAAUUCGGCAUUGGAUAACUCACACUGGAGAGAAACCCUAUGAAUGUAGUGAAUGUGGGAAAGCCUUUAGCCAGAGGUCACACCUUGUUACACAUCAGAAAAUUCACACUGGAGAGAAACCCUAUCAGUGCAAUGAAUGUGGGAAAGCCUUCCGGCAGCGUUCACUCCUUAUCCAGCAUCACAGAAUCCACAGUGGUGAGAAACCCUAUGAAUGUAAGGAAUGCGGAAAAGCCUUCAUCUGGCGCACAGCUUUUCUCAAACAUCAGAGACUUCACGCUGGAGAGAAACUUGAGGAAGGUAAGAAAACAUUCAACAAGAAAGAACUGCUUAGAGAAGAGCAGAGAAUUUGCCAAGAAGAGAAAGCUUAUCAGUGCAAUCUGUGUGGUAGAACUUUCCGAGGCAGCUCAGACCUCAUCCGACAUCAGGUAACUCAUUCAGGAGAGAAACCCUAUGAAUGUAAAGACUGUGGGAAAACUUUCAAUCAGAGCUCAGAUCUUGUGAGACAUCACAGAAUUCAUAGUGGAGAAAAACCUUAUAUGUGCAAUAAAUGUGGGAAAUCUUUCAGGGGCAGCUCAGAUCUCAUUAAACACCACCACGUUCAUACUGGAGAGAAACCCUAUGAAUGCCCUGAAUGUGGGAAGGCCUUCAGUCAGAACUCACACCUUGUUGGUCACCAGAGAAUUCACACUGGAGAGAAACCCUUUGAAUGUAGCAACUGUGGGAAGGCCUUCAGUGGGCGCACAGCUCUUCUUAAACAUCAGAAACUUCAUAGUGGAGAAAAGCCCUAUGAAUGUAAUGAAUGUGGAAAAGCCUUCAGAUGCAGCUCAGACCUUGUUAGGCAUCAGAAAAUUCACACUAGAGAGAAAUGCAGUGAUUGUGGGAAAACUUUCAACCAGAGCUCAAACCUCAUUCAGCAUCAGAGAAUUCAUACUGGAGAGAAACCCUACGAAUGUUGUGUGUGUGGGAAGUCCUUCAGGUGGAGUGCUCAUCUUGUUCAACAUCAGAGGAUUCAUUCAGGGGAGAAGCCCUACGAGUGUAAUGAGUGUGGAAAGGCCUUCAGUCAAAGCUCAUAUCUAAGUCAGCAUCUGAGAAUCCACAGUGGAGAGAAACCUUUCAUAUGUAAAGAAUGUGGGAAAGCCUACAGAUGGAGUUCAGAGCUAAUUAGACAUCAGAGAGUUCAUGGCAGAAAAGAGCCUUCCCAGUGGACUGAGGGUGAGAAAGUCUCCAGACAGAAUUGUACUUUUGUCUAAUCAGUUUUAGGACCAGAUUCCAUAAAAGUUAUA
Molecule: messenger RNA, 2442 nt
Organism: Hippopotamus amphibius kiboko
Lineage: Eukaryota; Metazoa; Chordata; Mammalia; Artiodactyla; Hippopotamidae
Product: zinc finger protein 232-like
Exons: 3
Coding region: 1-2409 (802 amino acids)
Biological process (GO): regulation of transcription by RNA polymerase II
Molecular function (GO): DNA-binding transcription factor activity, RNA polymerase II-specific; RNA polymerase II cis-regulatory region sequence-specific DNA binding
Source: RefSeq, a predicted model, not a curated record